AUGCUUCUGGCGCGAAUGAACCCACAGGUGCAGCCGGAGCUCGGCGGGGCGGACUUGCUGCCCGAGCAGCCCCUGGGGCCCUGCAAGACCGCCGAUCUGCUGGUGGUGAAGGAGCGCAACGGCGUCCAGUGCCUCCUGGCGUCCCAGGGCGGCGACGCGCAGCCCCGGGAGACUUGGGGCAAGAAGAUCGACUUCUUGCUGUCUGUGGUCGGCUUCGCGGUGGACCUGGCCAACGUGUGGCGCUUCCCCUAUCUCUGCUACAAGAACGGUGGUGGUGCCUUCCUGAUCCCUUAUACACUGUUCCUCAUCAUCGCUGGGAUGCCUCUGUUUUACAUGGAGCUGGCUCUGGGGCAGUACAACCGGGAGGGGGCAGCCACAGUGUGGAAGAUCUGCCCUUUCUUCAAAGGAGUGGGCUACGCUGUGAUCCUCAUUGCCCUCUAUGUUGGCUUUUACUACAACGUCAUCAUUGCCUGGUCACUCUACUACCUCUUUGCAUCCUUCACCUUGAACCUACCCUGGACCAACUGUGGCCAUGCCUGGAACAGUCCCAACUGCACUGACCCCAAACUCCUCAAUGCCUCGGUGCUGGGAGACCAUACCAAAUACUCCAAAUACAAGUUCACACCGGCUGCAGAGUUUUAUGAGCGUGGUGUCCUGCACCUGCAUGAGAGUGCUGGGAUCCAUGACAUCGGCCUGCCCCAGUGGCAGCUGCUGCUCUGCCUGAUGGUCGUCAUCGUCGUCUUGUAUUUCAGCCUCUGGAAAGGAGUGAAGACGUCUGGAAAGGUUGUGUGGAUCACAGCCACCCUGCCUUACUUUGUGCUAUUUGUGCUCCUGGUCCACGGUGUCACACUGCCUGGAGCCUCCAAUGGCAUCAACGCCUAUCUGCACAUUGACUUCUACCGCCUCAAAGAGGCCACGGUAUGGAUUGAUGCUGCCACUCAAAUAUUUUUUUCCCUGGGAGCUGGAUUUGGAGUUUUGAUUGCAUUUGCCAGUUACAAUAAAUUUGACAACAACUGUUACAGGGAUGCCCUGCUGACCAGCACCAUCAACUGUGUCACCAGUUUUAUUUCUGGGUUUGCCAUCUUCUCCAUCCUCGGUUACAUGGCCCAUGAGCACAAGGUCAAGAUUGAGGAUGUUGCCACUGAAGGAGCUGGCCUUGUGUUUAUCCUGUAUCCAGAAGCCAUCUCCACUCUGUCGGGAUCUACGUUCUGGGCUGUCCUGUUCUUCUUGAUGCUCUUGGCUCUGGGGCUAGACAGCUCAAUGGGAGGCAUGGAAGCAGUCAUCACAGGACUGGCCGAUGACUUCCAGGUCCUGAAGCGACACCGGAAACUCUUCACAUUUGGUGUCACCAUUGGUACCUUCCUUCUGGCCAUGUUUUGCAUAACCAAGGGAGGAAUUUAUGUCCUCACUCUGCUGGACACCUUUGCAGCAGGCACCUCCAUUCUGUUUGCGGUGCUUAUGGAAGCUAUCGGGGUUUCCUGGUUUUAUGGUGUGGACAGGUUCAGCAAUGACAUCCAGCAGAUGAUGGGCUUUAAGCCAGGCCUGUACUGGAGACUGUGCUGGAAGUUUGUGAGCCCUGCCUUCCUCCUGUUUGUGGUGGUGGUCAGCAUCAUCAACUUCAAGCCGCUCACCUAUGAUGACUACGUCUACCCUCCCUGGGCCAACUGGGUCGGGUGGGGCAUUGCCCUUUCAUCCAUGAUCCUGGUGCCUGCCUAUGUCAUCUACAAGUUCUUCAGCAUAAGGGGCUCCCUUUGGGAGAGACUGGCCUAUGGGAUCACACCAGAGAAUGAGCACCACCUGGUGGCCCAGAGAGACGUGAGACAGUUCCAGUUGCGGCACUGGCUGGCUAUCUGA
Molecule: messenger RNA, 1854 nt
Organism: Psammomys obesus (fat sand rat)
Lineage: Eukaryota; Metazoa; Chordata; Mammalia; Rodentia; Muridae
Gene: Slc6a2
Product: solute carrier family 6 member 2
Exons: 14
Coding region: 1-1854 (617 amino acids)
Biological process (GO): dopamine uptake involved in synaptic transmission; sodium ion transmembrane transport
Cellular component (GO): neuron projection; plasma membrane; presynaptic membrane
Molecular function (GO): dopamine:sodium symporter activity; neurotransmitter:sodium symporter activity; norepinephrine:sodium symporter activity
Source: RefSeq, a predicted model, not a curated record